GCAUCCCUAUGGACCGCGACGGGAGUAACUCUCGUUUUAAUCCUAUCUUGUUACGUCUCGUACGGUCAGUGUUCCUUUCCAAAAUCGGAAUACAGUCACAAAUCAUGUAAAAUAAACAAUUUGUGAUGCAUUUCAAUGAAUACUCCUGUAGUGACUCUGUGCGGUUCCUCUGACAUGAUAUAGCUAGUGAUUUAGUUGUACCUUUUAGAAAAGGCCUAAACAACCAUGAGCCUCGAGUGGAUGCUAUAUUGGAUUUUCACCCCACUUUUCAUUCAAGUAACUCUCUGUAACCCAGACGCUAAAAGACUGUAUGAUGAUCUUCUAAGUAACUACAACAGGUUGAUAAGACCUGUUAGCAACAACACAGACACCGUUUUAGUGAAGUUGGGGUUGAGGCUGUCUCAACUUAUUGAAUUGAAUUUAAAAGAUCAAAUUCUGACUACCAAUGUAUGGUUAGAACACGAAUGGCAAGAUCACAAAUUUAUGUGGGACCCACAAGAAUAUGGAGGAGUGACGGAGUUGUAUGUACCCUCUGAACAUAUUUGGCUUCCAGAUAUCGUACUAUAUAAUAAUGCUGAUGGGGAGUACGUAGUCACAACUAUGACCAAAGCAGUUUUACGUCAUACAGGCAAAGUUUUGUGGACACCACCAGCCAUUUUCAAAUCUUCUUGUGAAAUCGACGUGAGAUAUUUUCCUUUUGACCAACAGACGUGUUUUAUGAAAUUUGGAUCGUGGACAUACGAUGGCAACCAGAUUGACCUAAAGCACAUCAAUCAAAAAGUAGGCGAGGAUAAAGUCGAAGUUGGUAUAGAUCUUAGGGAAUACUAUCCAAGUGUGGAAUGGGAUAUUCUCGGAGUACCCGCGGAAAGACAUGAGAAAUACUAUCCCUGUUGUGCGGAACCCUAUCCAGAUAUAUUCUUCAACAUAACCCUACGAAGAAAAACACUAUUUUACACAGUGAACUUGAUCGUCCCAUGCGUUGGUAUUUCUUACCUCUCAGUGCUGGUUUUCUACCUACCAGCGGACUCUGGAGAGAAGAUCGCCCUAUGUAUAAACAUUCUCCUUUCUCAAACCAUGUUCUUCUUGCUAAUAUCGGAGAUCAUCCCUUCAACCUCUUUGGCACUACCCUUACUGGGAAAGUACAUAUUGUUUACCAUGGUUAUGGUGGCAUUUUCAGUCGUGAUAACUAUUAUCAUUUUGAAUGUGCACUACAGAAAACCGAGCACACACAAAAUGGCGCCUUGGGUGAGAACCUUCUUCAUAAAAAGCGUACCAAAGCUCUUGCUAAUGAGAGUGCCAAAAGAUUUACUGACAGAGUUAGCAGCAAAUAAAAUACCGAAUAGCAAAAUGCCAAUCAAAAGAAGAGAUUUAGAUACGAUGCGCUCAAGAAGUUCAUCAUCUUCUAGCACUUCCAGUUCCUCAAGAAAUAGAGUUAGUGGAUGCAAUGGGUUACAUUCUACUUCAGCUACAAGCAGAUUGAGAGGCUUUGCUGGAGCGUUAAGCGGAAGAUUGGGGUACAACGGCUUACCUUCUAUGUUUUCUGGGUUGGACGAAAGCGAUUCUGGAACUAGAAGAAAAUAUCCAUUUGAACUAGAGAAAGCUAUUCACAAUGUAAUGUUCAUUCAACAUCACAUUCAAAGACAGGACCAGUUCAAUGCGGAGGAUCAAGACUGGGGUUUCGUAGCCAUGGUACUUGAUAGACUAUUUCUCUGGAUCUUCAUAGUGACUUCUAUUGCUGGUACCAUUUCAAUCCUAUGUGAAGCGCCAGCAUUAUAUGAUGACACGAAGCCCAUAGACAUGGAACUGUCGUCAGUUGCCCAACAACAGUUUUUACCAGAUUUCGAGAAUAUGCAAUAAGUUGUGAGUUGGUUACGUUUAUUGAAGUUUGUAUUAUGAUUCGUAUCAUUGAUCAACCUAUUCACAGAAGAUACCCAAUUUAAUUGAAAGUCAUAUCCGAUUGACGGUAAGCACACAUACCACGUUAACUAUUUAUGUGUACAACUGUACAGGGUGUCCUUAAAGUUGUGACCUUCUUUUACAGAUCGUAUAGGUCAACAAUAAGCAAAUAUUCCUAGUAACAUAUACCCUUCAUUUUACGUGAUUGUUUCUGGUAGCAAAUCGUAUUUAAAAACCGAAAUUGGAGCCUUACAAUAGCAAUAAUGAUUCGAUGUUUACGCAUUCAUCAAGAAGCCACGAUGGUUGUUUUAUAUCGUGCAAAUGCCGUUGAGGGCGACACAAAAGUUGCAAAUUUAGAAAGAAGUAAACAAACUCCUGUUUUUGAAUCCAAGUAGUAUUUACAAAUAAAACAUGUGACAGGACUGUACCUGAAAUUUCUUACAAAAUAAUACUUAGUAAGUACUUUAAUUUCAUAUUUACGUUUUUGCUCCUGUUUCAUUGCAUAUGAGCCUUGUUACAAUACGGCCAUUUUUUAUGUAAUAGUCGAUUUGGCUUUGCCUGCGCGUCUUGUCACGUGACGUCCAUUCAACCUCAGCCACUCUUGGUCAGUCUCACUACGUCCGCCAUUACGUUUCACGUCUCUGUCGGUGUUGGUUGUGUGCUUAUACUGCUUUAGGCGAAUUAUUUUCAAAAACUGUUCUGGUUGUCAUAGAAACGAUGGAAUUUUUUGACAACGGUCAUACAACGGUUGUGAUAAUGACGUUAUUGAGACUUGCAAACGAAUGUGCCGAUUCUCAAAUUGCUUUGGAGUGGCACAUGGAUUACUAUAAAUUGUUUCUGCUGCACAUUUUGAGCAUUUAAAAUAAAAUGAUGAAUACUACACUACAUAUUAUUGCUUGCUCUACCAUUGCAAUUAAAUUCAAAUCCAUGACAAAUGUGACAGCUCAGAAUCAGAAGCAGGCUGGUUCUAAGAAUUCUGAAUCAGAUCAGACGUCAUUGUUAUAAAUAGAAUACGUUUGGUUGAAAUUUGGUGAAGUUUCAAUAAUUAGAACCACUGCCAAAAGAAUUACUAUUUGUUUGUCAUGUCAAUCAGCAAACCCGUCGAAUGUGAAGUGCGCUCAGUAAUUCAGUUUUUAAACGCAUUAAAGUUCCUUUCUGCUUGUUGAAUUAGGCGCAUUAUUCAAAACCGCCGGGAGGCAUCCCUCUCUAGCAGUGUCGUCUGCAUCACGACAACGCUCGGCCUCAUGUUGCGGCAAGGACACAGUCGCAACUGGACAAGUUUUGUUGGGAUUCACUGGACCAUCCACCAUACAGCGAUCAGACUUUUUUCCACUACUUAACGGGAUUUCCUGUUGGAAAGCACUUGGAAAAUGAUAACAUGUUGAAAGAAACAGAUGCUAACUGGUUUAACGGACAUGUGGCAGCGUUUUUUGACGACGGAAUCCAAUAGCUGGUGCCACGACUUGAAAAAUAUUUAAAUGUUCAUGUUGACUCUGCUGAAAAAGGUUCAUAUUUUAGUUUGUGAUACAAUUGGCAUUCAUAAAUAAAGCUUCUCUGACUCCAUUAAAAAACGGUUCUUACUUUAAAAAUGGCCCUUAUAUUUCCAACAUAGUUGUUUCUGAACAGGAAAGACCCAACUUCUAGGAAACACUGUAUACGAGGUGACCAUCAGUGGGAUGUUGAAAAAUUCUGAGAAUACGAAAUCUUGCAAGUAACUAGGAGCCAGGUUGAAGAGUGACCUUUCGGAAGGUUGAUGUCAUGUUAUCUCAAAUACCCAUCGGGAAAUUGUAAAGCAAGCUGUAACUUUAAUUUUGGCGACCUCAAAAAGUGUAAUUUAAUUUUUAAAUAUACCCAUUUUUAGGUCUUUUCAGGCAUUAAAUCGAACUCAAAAAUGGUCAGUUUUACAGAAAAGUUAAUGGAAGCCUUUUUUGUUUGCAAUGAUCCAGAAAAUCUGAAUUUCUCCAGGCACAAAAAAGAAAUUUAUUAUAAAAUUUGAUAUGGUGUGAUGCUUAAACGGUUAAACAUAUUUGAGGUCGCCAAUAUCUAAAAUAAAGUUAAAACCUUGCUCUACAGGACCUCUAAGAGAAAUAUAUAUAUAUAUAUAUAUGUUCAUUUCGGGCCUGAUGAAGCCAAUCAGCAGAAAUUCGUUUCGCUCGGGUUACCUAUCCUAUUUUCUGCUCGAAUCCACUUUCCUUGUUUUUGCGGAUUUUUCCCAUUAUUUUCUAUUUUUUGUUAUAUACCUUUGUCCGCAUGAUCAUUUUCUCUCUCUCUCUCUAUAUAUAUAUAUAUAUACAGGGUGCAACAUCAAAAAUAUCUGAAUACCGUCCUGUAGCCGCGACUCGCGAUAUUCCCAACUGGUGCCGGCUACUAGCUCAACCCGACGACAGAACUGGGUCGGGGGUCGGGGUCAGUGUGUCAGGGCAGUAUGCAACCUUCAACCGACGGUUACGGUCACGCGUGUAGAGGUAAACGAACUCGUAUUUCAAAAAACAACAAGCACUAGAGUCGUGGCUAGAGAAGUGCAAGUAUCAAAAACUAAAGUGUGACAAACGCUGCGUGAAGAGGGGCUGUAUCCGUUUCACGUCCAACGUGUACAAGCCCUUCAACCUGACGAUUUUCCAGCAAGAGUGCGGUUUUGUGAGUGGUUGUUGCAUCAACGGACUUUUUGAAGUGCAUAUUGGUGACAGACGAAUCUACGUUCACGGGUAAUGGGGUGAAUAACUUUCGCAACACUCAUGUUUGGUCAGUAGAAAAUCCGCACGCUGUCCGUCGGGCACAUUUUCAACAUUUUCGGUGAAUGUUUGGGCUGGCAUGGUGAACGGUAGGCUCAUUGGACCAUUUAUUCUCCCAAAUCGAUUGGACGGGAUGCAAUACCUAGAAUGUUUACAUCUGUUCGGUAGCGCAUCAGCUGAUUUCAUUUUCAGUUGGAGCGGUAUGAUUUCGCUCAGAGACGUACUUAGUCCUUCUCGUCAACUGGAGAGUGAGUACUUUUUACUUUAUUUUUUUUUACUUGGUCGCCCUCGUUUCACUACACAUUACCUUUAUUUCAAGGGUAGUUGUUUCUGAAAAGGAAAACCCCAACUUUGCGGACACCCUGUAUAUAUAUAGGAAAAUAAUGGGCAAAAUCCGCAAAAAGUGGAUUUGAGCAGAAUAGGAUAGGUAACCCGAGCGAUACGUAUUUCUGCUGGUUGGCUUCAUCAGGCCCGAAAUGAAUGCACAUAUGCAACUACAAAAGUGGUUAUUUGUCGCCUUGAAAAUUCUAGGUCUUCUAGCCAUUUGAUACUACAAUGUGUAGGUUGGCUCUUGUUGUGGACUUCGUGUGUCUUUUUUU
Molecule: messenger RNA, 5227 nt
Organism: Acanthoscelides obtectus
Lineage: Eukaryota; Metazoa; Arthropoda; Insecta; Coleoptera; Chrysomelidae
Source: the annotation of a GenBank genome assembly